This is a messenger RNA of Symbiodinium sp. CCMP2592, 798 nucleotides long. NCBI's taxonomy places the organism in Eukaryota, Dinophyceae, Suessiales, Symbiodiniaceae. The record is from the annotation of a GenBank genome assembly.
AUGGAAAACCUCCCCGACAACCGCACCUCGACGGGACACGACCCCGCCCUCCGGCGCGAAGCCAAGAACACCCCGACGGAAGAAGGCAUCACGGCCCCCAAAAAGCCACUGCCGCGCCAGCCACGAUGGACGGCCGACGACGAGAGAGCCCUGGAUCGUGCUUUCCAGCGAGCAGAGGCACCGGAGAGAAGCUACACCCCAAAGGCGCACAACACCUCCCCCGGCAAGCGUCUAGUCCCACUGUGUGCACAGGCCGACAGAGCCGACGAGGCAACACCGCCAAGAAACGAAGCCGUGGAAGCGGCAAAGCUCGCAAGGAAUGCCGCUGAACCAUCUCACGAAGGACCGGCCGCGCGACGAGGGGGGGCAGAGGCGGGCUCCGACCACGACACGGAGCCCGGACCCAGCGUCGAGGAGCACUUUCGGGGCAUGCUGGCCAUCAAGAAGAUGUCAGGCGACGGCAACUGCCUCUUCCACGCUCUCGGAGAGAACACCGGCGAGAGCGGGGCAUGCCUCCGAGCCCUAAUCAUCCAGUACCUCAGAGAGAACGCAGAAGCCGAAGAAGACGAAGAGCAAGUGCAGGCCCGGCUACAGGAAAGCCAAUACCUCCAAAGCGAUCCGGGUCACUGGGGCGGCGACACGGCCAUCAUCGCUUUCACCCGCAUGAGGCAGCAGCGAGUCCUUUUGCACUGCCGGACGCCAAACGGCGACAUCCUCACGAGCGAGCGCACGCACUCGGACGUGGACGAAAAGCAGCCCAACGCGGGCCGCACGCAGCACCGAACGCCACGGAAGUGA